AUGUAUUAUGAGGGUCACUUGGAAGGAAGGCGCAAUAAACUCAAGAAUCUUAUCGCCAAGGCCCAUCCAAACAUCUUCCGCUUUGUGACCAACAUCAAGAACAUUGAAGCUGUGAACAAAAUCGUGAUCUCGGUUCCCUUCCCAACACUCGUAAGCGUGUAUAUCGUGACCUUCACUCCAGAAUUACAGUGUAUAAACAGCAGCAGGGAGAUCGUCGUAUACGUCAUCCGCGGGGAGGAUCACGUUGCCGGCGACGAAGCUGGUCUUGAAGUUUACACACCUCUUUUCGAUCAUCGUCUUGGAAGCAGGUGUGUCAGCAAAUCUCGGACUGGCCAAGCAGCAUCCGGGCAAUGUGACCCCAAUAAAAGAGUAGAACAUACAGCAGGACAGAACAGAACAUACAACAGGACAGAACAGAACAGAACAUACAACAGGACAGAACAGAACAGAGCAGAACAUACAGCAGGACAGAACAGAACAGAGCAGACCAUACAGCAGGACAGAACAGAACAUACAACAGGACAGAACAGAACAGAGCAGGACAUACAGCAGGACAGAACAGAACAGAGCAGAACAUACAGCAGGACAGAACAGAACAGAGCAGAACGCACAGCAGGACAGAACAGAACAGAGCAGAACAUACAGCAGGACAGAACAGAACAGAGCAGAACAUACAGCAGGACAGAACAGAACAGAGCAGAACAUACAGCAGGACAGAACAGAACAGAGCAGAACAUACAGCAGGACAGAACAGAACAGAACAGAACAUACAACAGGACAGAACAGAACAGAGCAGAACAUACAGCAGGACAGAACACAACAGAGCAGAACAUACAGCAGGACAGAACAGAACAGAGCAGAACAUACAACAGGACAGGACAGAACAGAACAGAACAGAACAUACAGCAGGACAGAACAGAACAGAGCAGACCAUACAGCAGGACAGAACAGAACAUACAACAGGACAGAACAGAACAGAGCAGGACAUACAGCAGGACAGAACAGAACAGAGCAGAACAUACAGCAGGACAGAACAGAACAGAGCAGAACGCACAGCAGGACAGAACAGAACAGAACAGAACAUACAGCAGGACAGAACAGAACAGAGCAGAACAUACAGCAGGACAGAACAGAACAGAGCAGAACAUACAGCAGGACAGAACAGAACAGAGCAGAACAUACAGCAGGACAGAACAGAACAGAACAGAACAUACAACAGGACAGAACAGAACAGAGCAGAACAUACAGCAGGACAGAACAGAACAGAGCAGAACAUACAGCAGGACAGAACAGAACAGAGCAGAACAUACAACAGGACAGGACAGAACAGAACAGAACAGAACAUACAGCAGGACAGAACAGAACAGAGCAGAACAUACAGCAGGACAGAACAGAACAGAGCAGAACGUACAGCAAAACAUACAGCAAAAGAUUGGGCAGAACAGAGCAGAUCAUAAGGCAGACAGCUAUUCUGAUGGCAUCCCUAGGAUACGUAGUCCCAGACAUUGUCACCCGACUUCUUAA
Molecule: messenger RNA, 1524 nt
Organism: Haliotis rufescens (red abalone)
Lineage: Eukaryota; Metazoa; Mollusca; Gastropoda; Lepetellida; Haliotidae
Product: bifunctional autolysin-like
Exons: 4
Coding region: 1-1524 (507 amino acids)
Source: RefSeq, a predicted model, not a curated record